AUAAUCUUGUAAUUCAAUCGAGUUUCAACGAGGUGACGAGUCUAGGCUCUCUUUCCUCACGGUCCAGGUCCAACAGACAUCCUCAAUUCCACUGUGUCUCCAAACCAGUCAAUCACUCUCCGACAAAUCAAACAACAUGGCGGUUACGGGCUUCCUUCACCAUAUUGGAACAUUUUUCCUGUUCGCGGCGACGAUCCUGAUCCUCAUCACAACCAUCUCCGCCCCGGUUGUAAACGACAUUGGCCUUCUCAAGGUCACCCUGGGCAAUGCCACGAAUUCGCACUACUCUGAAGUGUCAUUUGGUACAUUUGGAUACUGUGUGCUCAACACUGCAAAUGACAACCAUGACUACUGCACCCAGCACCACGUAGGCUACGACGCAGCCGACGUGAUGGCCAGCAUCGACGAUACGUCCUUCUCGGACGCCUCGCGCGACACAGCCAACGGCCUGACGCACGUGAUGGUGCUGCACCCGAUCGCGACGGGCAUCUCCUUCAUCGCGUUCCUCCUCGCCCUCGGCGCGGGCUUCUUCGGGUCCUUCCUGGCGGCCAUCGUGGCGGCGCUCGCCUUCAUCGUGACCAUCGUGGUCAUGAUCAUCGACUUUGUCCUGUUCGGCAUCAUCAAGGACCACGUCAACAGCAGCAGCGACGACACCUCGGGCUCGCACGCCAAGUUCAGCGUCGCCAUGUGGACGAUCCUCGCCGGCGCCAUCUGCCUGCUGAUCGGUGCCGUCAUUGUCUUCUUCACGUGCUGCUCUGCGCGCCUGCACAAGAGGAGAGCCAACAGGAGCAGCGUUGCGGCCAAGAGCGACUACGGCACGGCUACCACCUCGCGCCGUCGCCGUUGGUUCUAAAAGGGCUUUGAUCUCCAAUGGGAUCGUGGCCUCAAAAACAAUAAUAAAAAAUGGUGGGAGAGGAGAUGAAGAGAGAGGGAGAGCAUUGUUUUAGCAGAUGAGGCUAGAUGCGAUAAUGGGAUGGGAUGGCAUGUUCAGGGUGGCGUUCUAGGUGCCGCUGGACGAUGACUAUGUGUACUGCUGCGCAUUUCUUUUUUAUUCUUAUUCUUACGAUUAUUAUUACUAUGAUACCUCCUUAGCAUGUAAGUGCUUACUUAGAAACGAUACAAUAUUGUCAUG
This is a messenger RNA of Cryphonectria parasitica EP155, 1132 nucleotides long. RefSeq names its product pali-domain-containing protein. The record is from RefSeq and is a predicted model, not a curated record. NCBI's taxonomy places the organism in Eukaryota, Fungi, Ascomycota, Sordariomycetes, Diaporthales, Cryphonectriaceae. The transcript has 2 exons. Bases 137 to 853 code for a protein of 238 amino acids. Gene Ontology annotation, cellular component: plasma membrane; growing cell tip; cell division site.